AGUACAACCAGAAGGUACCCAUCAACACACCUCAUGCACCCUCUCCAUGACAAAGCUUGCUUACUCAGCUUGCACAAGCAAGUCUUCCUCCUCCUCUUCUACCCCUCUAUCCAUCCAAGAAGAAGGAGCAACCAAAAUCAGAUAAUGAUCGAUUGAUGGGAGCUGGUUUUGGUAUGCAAUUUCAUUGCCCAUAAUUAAGUUUUUGAAGGUUCAGGGCAUGCAUCAUGGUGAAGCAAGCUGGGUAAGAAGAGAAGACCAGAUCGAGAAAGGAAGCAAGCUAGCUAGCACGGGGUUGGGUUAGGUUAGGUGGAGAUGGCCAACAGGUGGUGGGACGAAGGGCGGCUGGCGGAGGCGCCGGCAGCCAGCAACCAGAACCAGCAGCAGCUGGAGGAGGCCAUGGCCAUGGCGGCAACCAAGGUGGACGGGGAGAGCAGCCACAGCGGCGGAGGGAGCGGGCAGGACGAGGAGCCCAAGGAGGGUGCGGUGGUCAUGGUGGUGCCGGCGAACCGGCGCCCGCGCGGCCGGCCGGCGGGGUCCAAGAACAAGCCCAAGCCGCCCAUCUUCGUCACGCGCGACAGCCCCAACGCGCUGCGCAGCCACGUCAUGGAGGUGGCGGCCGGCGCCGACGUCGCCGACUCCAUCGCGCACUUCUCCCGCCGCCGGCAGCGCGGCGUCUGCGUGCUCAGCGGCGCCGGCACCGUCGCCGACGUCGCCCUGCGCCAGCCCGCCGCGCCCGGCGCCGUCGUCGCGCUCCGCGGCCGCUUCGAGAUACUCUCCCUCGCCGGCACCUUCCUGCCCGGGCCCUCGCCGCCGGGGUCCACCGGGCUCACCGUGUACCUCGCCGGCGGGCAGGGGCAGGUGGUCGGGGGCAGCGUCGUGGGCGCGCUCACCGCCGCGGGGCCCGUCAUGGUGAUCGCCUCCACCUUCGCCAACGCCACAUACGAGCGGCUGCCGCUGGACGACGCCGAGGAGGACCACCAGCUGGAGGCCGCCCGCACGCACGGAGCCCCCGGCGAUGGCGUGGUUCCUCCGAUGAUGGCCGGCGACCCCUCCACGGGGGCCAUGCCGAUGUACGGCGUGCCGCCGAACCUGAUGGCGCCGGGAGGCGGUGGGCAUGCGGCGCCGGAAUGGGCGGCGCAUGCACGGCCGCCCUACUAGCUA
Molecule: messenger RNA, 1161 nt
Organism: Hordeum vulgare subsp. vulgare (domesticated barley)
Lineage: Eukaryota; Viridiplantae; Streptophyta; Magnoliopsida; Poales; Poaceae
Product: AT-hook motif nuclear-localized protein 20-like
Exons: 2
Coding region: 313-1158 (281 amino acids)
Cellular component (GO): nucleus
Molecular function (GO): minor groove of adenine-thymine-rich DNA binding; DNA-binding transcription factor activity
Source: RefSeq, a predicted model, not a curated record